CAAAAUUAUUAUUAAGUUACAAUGAACUAAACGGGCUGCCACACUAAAAGAACGAGUGUUUUAAUCCUUUUUAAAACAUUUGUUCUCAAUGUAAAAAUGAUUUACCUCCUUUUUAAAAACAACAAUCAGCAUCUCACAAUCAAAUUGGACGAAGUAUACAACAGUGCACGUGUUAGGCAAAUUGGCAACCCCGAAAAUAACCUUAAAAUUUUAUAUAAAACAAUUUGAAAAUGGGAUUUUUAUCAAAAUGUUUAACUUUCACCAGCCAAGUUAUUCAGUCUUCUUGUGUUUUGUAUUUCACGUUUAAUUACAUCGGUGAAUUUGUAAUGUGUCAGGGGCCUUCGAUGGAACCAACAUUAUCGUCUGAUGAUAUAAUAUUAACUGAACACAUAAGUCCUGCCAUAAAUAAAGUUGAUCGUGGCGAUAUUAUUAUAGCUAUAUGUCCAACAAAUCCACAUCAACAUAUUUGUAAAAGAGUUGUUGCCGUUCAAGGAGAUAAAAUUCGACGAGGAUUAACCAGCCAUGUGGUUCCAAUAGGACAUGUUUGGCUAGAAGGUGACAAUAAAAAUAAUUCUCAAGAUAGUAGGAACUAUGGCCCAGUUCCAUUAGGAUUAAUUCAAAGUAGAGCGAUUUUAAAAAUUUAUCCGUUCUCGGAUAUAUCCAAAUUAACUGACUGAAGUAUUAGAUAAAACUCUCAAUGAAGCCUCUGUGCUCUUUUGGAUUAGAAUUUCAUGUUUUCAAUCAAUUUAUUAAUAUUUGAUACCAAAGAGAUGAUUGAUACAAUGAAAUUUAGUGAAAGAUAAUAUGUACAGUAUAAAGUUUUAUGUGUUGUUAUUAAUAAAAUUGUUUUAAUUAUUA
This is a messenger RNA of Aethina tumida (small hive beetle), 858 nucleotides long. Its product is annotated as mitochondrial inner membrane protease subunit 1. Gene Ontology annotation, cellular component: mitochondrial inner membrane peptidase complex; membrane. Bases 231 to 677 code for a protein of 148 amino acids. The transcript has 3 exons. Gene Ontology annotation, molecular function: serine-type endopeptidase activity. NCBI's taxonomy places the organism in Eukaryota, Metazoa, Arthropoda, Insecta, Coleoptera, Nitidulidae. The record is from RefSeq and is a predicted model, not a curated record.